Messenger RNA from Fulvia fulva, 1623 nucleotides. RefSeq lists its product as uncharacterized. The record is from RefSeq and is a predicted model, not a curated record. The transcript is spliced from 6 exons. Bases 1 to 1623 code for a protein of 540 amino acids. Lineage: Eukaryota; Fungi; Ascomycota; Dothideomycetes; Mycosphaerellales; Mycosphaerellaceae.
AUGAAGCUCACUCACACUCUUUCCGUGGUCUGCUUCGCCCUGCUCGGCAUCUCUUCUGCUCAACAGACGGCAAACGAAACGGAUCCCGAGGCAACAGACGCCGCCGCAGCACUUCCCGUGCCUCGUUGCGCCCAAUUGUGCUUUGCCCAGGUCUUACCUCAGUACGAUGUGGCCCUCGACGACAUCAACGGCAUAUGUCCCAACCAGAACCUGACGACCGAUGUUUCCGCUUGCCUGUACUCCAACUGCACGAUCCCAGAUCAGCUUCUGGCCGAGCGGUUCUCAAAGGAUACAUGUGGUGCCGCCAGCCGCAUCAGAUCCCGGACUGUCAGAGUCGUCACAUGGACGUUCUUCGGUGUUGCAGUCGUUUUUGUCGCUGCACGUUUUGUCGCGAGGCCAGAGCGCUUCAAGGGGAGUGGUUAUGGCACGGAUGACUGGACGAUUCUCGCCUGUCUGGCGCUUCUGUUGCCGUUCUGCGCGAUCAUUCAGGCUAUGACGGACAAUGGCUUAGGCGCUGAUAAUUAUACACUAUCGGCGGAUGAGAUCACGACGAUGCUGAAGGAAUUCUACGUCUUCGAGAUCCUUUACACUUGCCUGGUCAUGCUGACGAAAGUGUCCAUCUUGCAGCUUUACCUCCGUAUCUGGACAGAGGAGGCGGUGUCGAGAUGGUUCCGCAGAACAUGUUGGGUCUUCAUCGUUAUCCAUCUCUUGACGCUGCUCGGUUUUGCGUUCAGCUUUGUGGCACAAUGCAGUCCAGUCAGCUACACUUGGACUCAAUGGGACGGCCUGCACGAAGGUCACUGCGUCCAACAAGCCGCCCAGAUCUACGUCCUCGGAGCCAUCAACAUCGCCUACGACGUCUUCGUCUUCGUCCUCCCCCUCCACAACUUCCUCAAACUCAACAUCUCCUGGCGCCGCAAGACCGGCGUCUGCCUCAUCUUCAUGGCCGGCCUCGUCGUCACAAUCUGCAGCAUCGUCCGCCUCCAAUACCUCGUAAAAAUCGGCCUCUCCUCAAACCCCACAUGGGAAUACUCCUGGUCCAUAAUCUGGUCCGCAAUCGAAUGCAACCUCUCCAUAGUCUGCACCUGCAUGCCCGCCAUGGCCGGCCUGCUCCAACGCCUCUACGCCUCCCUCUCGGGAAAACCCCUCUCCGCCACUUCCACCGAAUCCAAAGCCCCCACCCACCCAGCCAUCAUCGACCCGGAAAAUCCCGUCGGGGUUGAUGAAAUGCUGCGGAUGCGCCAGGCUGACGACUUCGAUGCGAAUACCGAGUGGAAUGAGAGUGAGGCGUCCGCGCCGACGGAGAAGUUGGAGAGGGGGUGCUGGAAGAAUACGAGUGAGGGCGGGAUUGAGUUGAGGCAUGAGCCGCCGAGGGCGAGGGAGGUUACGGCGACGAAGAUGAGUUAUAGGGAUGGCGAGGGGAGGUUGCAUGAGGUGAAGGUUAUUGAUAAGCCGACGGAUGAUGUGGUGGUGCCGAGGGGUGGGGGUGGGGGGAGGUUCCCCGGUGCUAGUGAGGAGCAGCAGAGUGCGUUGAGGGAGUUGAGGGAGAGUAGGGAGUUGGAGUGGAGGGUGCAGGAGAGUGAUUGGGAGAGUUCGCAGUCUUCGCCGAGUUUGCGGCGGUGA